GGUGUUUCAAGGGUGCCCGGCGCUUGGCGGAUGCCUCACUUCAAACUUCCGCAGCAGACGCCAAACCACAGCCGAUGCUGCAAGCAGAACCCUGCAGCCAUCUGCAGCCAUGGCCGAGGGCAAGAGCGGGGCCGGGCUGUUCGCCAAGCAUGUCCAGAAGCACUUCAGCCGGGCACAGGAGAAGGUUCUGCAGAAGUUGGGCAAAACCGUGGAAACCAAGGAUGAGCAGUUUGAGCAGAGCGCAUACAACUUCCAGCUGCAGCAGGAGCGCAUCGCCAAGCGCGGCCGCAAACUGGUGGACUACGACAGUGCCCGGCACCACCUGGAAGCGCUGCAGAACGCCAAGAAGAAGGACGAGGCCAAGAUUGCCAAGGCUGAGGAGGAGUUCAACAGAGCGCAGGCGGUGUUCGAGGAGCUGAACCGGGAGCUGCGGGAGGAGCUGCCCGUGCUGUACGGGAGCCGCAUCGCGUGCUACGUCACCAUCUUCCAGAACAUCUCCAACCUGCGCGACAUCUUCUACAAGGAGAUGAGCAAGCUCAACCGCGACCUCUACGAGGUGAUGGGGAAACUGGACAAGCAGCACUCCAGCAAAGUCUUCAUCAUCAAAGGUGUCCCCAGCAACCGCCGCUCACUGCUCAUCUCGGCCCCCGUCAGCCCCCCAGCUGUGUACCCGUGCCCGGAGAAGGCACCCAACUGGGAUCCCUCAUCAGGAGUGGAGCAGACACCGACGACCACCGGGACGGGCAGUGAUGCCACCGAGGAUGUCCCCAAUGGCCCCGCGGCACCGGGUCCCACUGAGUCGGGUGCCUCCAUGCCCGGACCCCCUCCAGCCUCACCCGCAAGUGCGGGGUCCACAUCAGAGACGGCGUCAGAAUGCAGCGAGGAGAGCCGUGAGAUCGACCUCAGCCCCAAAGAGAUGGAGGUGUCCGCUGGCAGCGGGUGCCAGGAGCACCCCAAAACAGAGGGGGGUGCUGAGGGAGGAGCAGAGGGCAUCGCUGCAUCCAUGGCAUCCAUGAUCCUCUCCGAGGCCAUCGCUGAGGCCACCGGUGCUGCUCCAGAGAGGGGCCCGGGGGACAGCGAUGGUGCCAGUGGUGGGGACAGCAACGACAGUGACACCGGCCCCGUGGAGGGGGCACAGGGGUGUCCGCCCCCUGAGGGAUCGGAGGACAGCGUGGAGGGGACAGAUGUGUCCCCGGAGGUGGGGACGGAUGCAGCGACCCACGAGCAUGGCACACCUGAACCUCCAGAGCAGGACGCAAGCUGUGACCCCACCUCGGACCCCAGUGAAUCCCUCACCCCACUGUGACCCCCAUGCUGUGACCCCCACACCCUGAGUAGUGUGGGCCCUGAGGGGAGAGCGGGCUUUAUGGGGCCGCCUGCAGAUCACUGUGCGUAACUGUAGUGUGCUUCACAACCCACAGCGCUGAAAUAAAGGCAGAGGGCAGCGCCGGCGCCUGGAAAUGCA
This is a messenger RNA of Numida meleagris (helmeted guineafowl), 1465 nucleotides long. It is a transcript of the gene BIN2, whose product is annotated as bridging integrator 2. Gene Ontology annotation, cellular component: phagocytic cup; cytoplasm; plasma membrane. NCBI's taxonomy places the organism in Eukaryota, Metazoa, Chordata, Aves, Galliformes, Numididae. The record is from RefSeq and is a predicted model, not a curated record. Gene Ontology annotation, biological process: plasma membrane tubulation; phagocytosis, engulfment; podosome assembly. Gene Ontology annotation, molecular function: protein binding; phospholipid binding.